AUGGAAUUCAUAAAGCAGUAUUCUAGUGAUACAUCUGACGACGACGAAGAAGAAUCACCAGAUCAAACCCAACACCAUUUAAAGGUUUCUGAAGAACUAGAGGAAGAAGAAGAAGAAGAAGAAGAAGAAGAAGAAGAAGUUGAAAUCGAAGAUCAUAAUAAUUUGAUCUCUACAUUCAUCCCAUAUCUGCAAAGUUUUUCAAGUCAUCAAAUGAAUAAAACAGGGUGUUUCAUAUAUGUGCCAUGGAGGCCACAUUUAAGUAGUAUAACUCGCUUGAAUAAAGAAAGUCUAAAAUUGAUUAAACAAAUGCCUUUAUUAAAGGAUAAUUUCAAAUUUCAAAGUACAAACAUUUAUCCACAAUUCAUGAAAUAUCAUAUCAGUGUUUUAAGUAACUUUAAUUUGGAUCCAUAUCGAAUUGAACAAUUCAAACAAGAUUUAAAAAAUGUCAUUAAUAGAGUGGAGAUUGAUUCUCGAUUGAUUGGAAUUAAUGAACAAGAACAAUCAAAUCAGAAUACUUUAAGUACAUUACUUGCAAAGAAAACACCAUCCACACAGCAUAAUCAUUAUAUAAAUUUACGAUUCCAGCCCAAACUAACCAUAUUCUUAAGUCAUACAUCGAAUAAACUAUUCAUUGGAUCUCCUAUAAAUGUAGAUCAUUUCAAUAGUAAACAAUUCUUACAUUCAUUAAAUUCAAAGGUUGAAGAAUUGAUCAAAGGUCAAUAUAAUGAAAACAUUUCGAAAAUCAAAACUCUAGACAAUGGAUUAGAUGAUUCUAUCCCUCAUAUCAGUUUCCAAAUCGGAGAACCAACCAAUUCAAAUGUUGUAAUCAAUGAUGAAAUAAUAAAACAAUUAAAUCUACAAUUGAGUGAAAUCACGAUUGAUAUUGAAGAUAUCGAAGUCAAUGUCAAUGAAGUCUUACUCAUGCAAAUAUCAUCAACCAAGGAAGUUACACCUUUCAAAUUUAACAUAUAG
Molecule: messenger RNA, 972 nt
Organism: Scheffersomyces coipomensis
Lineage: Eukaryota; Fungi; Ascomycota; Pichiomycetes; Serinales; Debaryomycetaceae
Exons: 1
Coding region: 1-972 (323 amino acids)
Source: RefSeq, a predicted model, not a curated record